This is a messenger RNA of Neopelma chrysocephalum (saffron-crested tyrant-manakin), 3015 nucleotides long. RefSeq lists its product as uncharacterized. Gene Ontology annotation, molecular function: nucleic acid binding; RNA-DNA hybrid ribonuclease activity. NCBI's taxonomy places the organism in Eukaryota, Metazoa, Chordata, Aves, Passeriformes, Pipridae. The record is from RefSeq and is a predicted model, not a curated record.
AUGCUGGAGGCACUUGUGAGCGAGAGCAGCGUGGCCGAGGAGCAGCUGCGGCAGAAGCGGGAGCACUCCCCCUCAGCCGUUGGCCCUCCCGCAGAUAUUAGACAGAAAUUAGAAAAGUUGGAGGACUGGAAUGAGAAAGACAUGAAUGAGCUACUGAAGGAAGCUCAGAAAGUGUAUGUUCAGAGGGACGAAGAGUGGGAAAAGCAGAAGAUUCAGUUAAUGACAGCUACGGUUGAGGAAGUGAAUAAAUCGGGCUCCCCUUCCCCGCUGCGGGAGCAGCGGGAGGGGUGGGAGCUGCAGGAGCUCCCGGACCGGCUCCUGCAGGCGCUGCGGGAGCUGGACCGGCGGGAGUCGUGGGGGGGCUCCCUGGCACGGGGGGGGAAGCCCACCUUUACGGGAGGGGGAGAGAAAGAGGAACCAAAGGAGUUUACAAUCUCUGCCUCUCAUGAAGACAGAACAGAGACGCAGAGACAGGGCAAACUAGUUUCGGCUGCUGAGAGAAGGCAGAAGCGAGGUUUACCUCCGUUUGAUAAGAACGCAGAAGCAGAUGGCGAAUUAAGUGACAGCUUGGAGGAGGAAGAAGCAGACCCACCUGUAGUAAGGCCAAAAACAAAGGGGAAGAGGGCCCGUGAAGCGUUAGCUGCCCCCGACCCGAUAGCAGUCUGGGCCAGCGAAUACCCUGGGAGGUCAAAGCAAGCUGAACCAGUAAGCAUCACACUCAGGCCAGGAGCAGUCCCGGUAAGGCAAAAACAAUAUCCUUUGAAAUUAGAAAGCCGAAAAGGCUUAGCGCCUAUAAUUGAAAAGUUUCUUAAAUUUGGUUUACUGGUAGAGUGUGAAUCCAGAUUCAAUACCCCCAUCCUACCAGUGAAAAAGGCUGAUGGCAAAAGCUAUCGGCUAGUCCAAGAUCUUAGGGCCAUCAAUAAAAUAACUGAGGACAUCUACCCAGUGGUAGCUAACCCCUAUACAACCACAUUGACAGAGGAUUUAGGAUGGUUCACAGUACUCGAUCUUAAAGAUGCCUUUUUCUGCAUUCCUGUGCAUAAAGACAGCCAAGAAAUUUUUGCCUUUGAGUGGGAAAAUCCUGAGACAGGGAGAAAAACGCAACUAACCUGGAGAGUUCUCCCCCAAGGCUUUAAGAACAGCCCGACAAUCUUCAGGAGACAGUUGGCAAAAGAACUGGAGGACUGGAGAAGGCAGCAGCAAGAAGGAGUUGUCCUGCAGUAUGUAGAUGACAUCUUAAUUGCAGCCAGGACCCGGGACCAGUGCAUCGAGGUCACUGUAAGUCUCUUGAACUUUUUGGGGCUAAGUGGGUAUCGGGUCUCAAGAGAGAAGGCACAAAUAGCCAAAGAAAUAGUCAUCUACCUGGGCUUGAAAUCUAUCGUGGGGAAUCGGCGACUCAGCACAGACCGAAAAGAGGCCAUCUGCCGUCUCCCAGAGCCCCACACUGUACGAGAAAUGCAGGCCUUCCUGGGAAUGGUAGGAUGGUGCCGGCUGUGGAUAGCUAACUAGGGGUUGCUAGUUAAACCUCUGUAUGAGGCCCUGAAAACGGCCAAAGAGGGAGUUAUAACAUGGACAGAUGAAACCAGAGAUGUAUUUAAACAACUGAAACAGUCCUUGAUGUCAGCUCCAGCACUAGGAUUACCAGACCUAACCAAACCCUUUGAACUGUUCACGCAUGAGCAAUUGAAUGUUGCUCUGGGAGUGCUAUCGCAGACUCUGGGAAGCCAAAGAAGAGCUGUGGCUUAUUUCUCUAAACAGAUAGACAGUGUUAGCCAAGGGUGGCCGGGGUGCCUGCGAGCUGUGGCAGCAACUGUUAUCCUGAUUGAAGUGGCCCGGAAGCUCACCCUUGGGCAGCACAUCACCGUGUAUGUACCCCAUGCAGUUCAAGCCGUGCUUGAACAAAAGGGAGGCCACUGGCUGUCCCCCAGCAGAAUGCUUAAGUAUCAGGUUGUGUUGCUGGAGCAGGACGAUGUUACUUUGAAAACAACAUCUAUUGUAAAUCCAGCUAUGCUUCUGUCCUCAACACUAACCGACAGUGUCCCCGAGCAUGACUGUUUACAGACCAUAGAAGAGACUUACUCCAGCAGACCAGACCUGAAAGAUAUGCCUCUGGAGGAUGCAGACUGGGAACUGUAUACGGACGGAAGCAGCUUCAUGCGAGAUGGUAAGCGCUUCACAGGGUAUGCAGUGACGACCAGAGAUGAAGUGAUCGAGGCAAAGGCCUUACCAGCAGAUGUGUCAUCCCAAAAGGCAGAGUUAACCGCGCUGACAAGAGCCUUGGAACUGAGCGAAGGAAAGAAGGUAAAUAUCUGGACUGAGUCAAAAUAUGCAUUUAGUGUUGUACAUGCCCAUGGAGCCAUCUGGAAAGAAAGAGGACUACUGACAGCCCAAGGCAGUGGAGUCAAGCAUGCAGACCAAAUCCAUGCACUCCUGCAUAGUAUCUGGAAACCGGAAGAGGUAGCAAUUAUGCACUGUAGAGCCCACCAAAAGGGGAAAACAACUCCCGAGUUGGGAAAUCAUUUUGCUGAUCGAGCAGCAAAAGGGGCUGCAGAAAAAGGCAUCCUAGCGAUAGUACCGCAAAAAGAAAUUGACUUAACGAAAUACACCCCUAGAUAUGAUGAAAAAGACAAUCAGCUAAUUAAAUCACUGAAAGCUGAAAUCAAGGAAGGGGGGUGGGCUGUCACACCCACAGGACAGGUUAUAGUUCCACCACCGCUCCUUAGGGAAAUAGCUCAACAGGAACAUGAGGCUACCCACUGGGGAGUGGAAAACCUUCUAAAACAUCUAAAGAAAACAGUAAUAGGAACAGGAGACUGGGUCUACGUCAAGUGGUGGAACAGUGACCCCUUGCAAGCCAAGUGGAGAGGACCAUACGAAGUCCUACUGACUUCCCUCACCGCCGUCAAGGUCGCUGGCAGAGAACCCUGGUUCCACUAUUCCAGAGUCAAGAGAGCAUCAGCUCCUGGAACAACCAGCAAAUCAGAACCGGACACCGACGAAGAAGAUGUGGAAUAG